GAAAUAAAUUUUUAAUGUCAAUAUUUAUAUUUAUGUUUUAAUGUUAAUUCUUUUUUCUACAGAAUAACUAAAUAGUACGAAAGUUAUAUAAACGUAAUGCUUAAAUCUUUAAAUCGUUUUUCAUUUUUGGCAAGAUAAAAAAUAAAAUACACUUGCAAUGUUAAGAUCAAAAUUAACCUAUCUUGGAUGCCUACUUCAGAAAACAACGAACACUAUAAUUCAUACAAAUUAUUCUCAAAAUGUAUUAAAAAUAACAGAUACGGCUGUCCAAAAAUAUUUGAAACAACUAAUGAUUGAAUAUGAUACCUUGCAUAUUAAAUCUCGUAGAUCAUCGGAAGAGACGAGACGCUUACACGAAAUUAAACCUAUAGUUCAUGUUUUAGAACAGAGAGUAGCAUUAUACGACAGCAUAGAAUCAUUAAAAGAACUAACUAAAAAAGAAAACAAUGAUGAAGAAAUUAAAAAAAUGAUUAAAGAGGAAGCACAGAUAUAUUUGAGUCAGUUGACAGAAGUUGAUGACGAUUUAAAAUCAAUCUUACUGGCACCAUGCAUCACCAAUGGUGGUAUUGUGCUUGAAGUAACAGCAGGUGCUGGAGGUCAAGAAUCUAUGUUAUUUGCUAAAGAAUUAUUUGAUAUGUAUCAGUCUUACGCUGAGUUUAAAGAGUGGGAAGUUGAUAUAGCAUCAAUUGAAAAGUCAGACAUUGGUGGUAUUCGUAAAGCAUCAAUGUUAAUGAAAGGGUUUGGGGUCCCUGAAUUGAUGAAGAUGGAAGCAGGAGUGCAUAGAGUUCAAAGAAUUCCUGUCACAGAAAAAGGUGGACGUAUUCAUACUAGCACAGUAUCAGUUGCUAUUUUACCACAAGCAACAGAGAUGGAGCUUAGUAUCCCAGCAAAAGAUAUCAUUGUUGAAACUAAAAGAGCCAGUGGUGCUGGGGGUCAGCAUGUAAACACAACUGAUAGUGCAGUCAGACUUAUCCAUACUCCUACUGGUACAACUGUAGAGUGUCAAGAAGGAAGGUCCCAAAUUAAAAAUAAAGAAAUUGCAAUGGAAAAACUAAGAGCCUUGUUAUUACAGAAACAAAUUGAUGAACAGUCCUCAAGAACUGACGAACUGAUGAAUUCAAUUGCUCCAUCGACAGUCAUAGAUUACGUUAAAGGUUAG
Molecule: messenger RNA, 1159 nt
Organism: Pieris rapae (cabbage white)
Lineage: Eukaryota; Metazoa; Arthropoda; Insecta; Lepidoptera; Pieridae
Product: peptide chain release factor 1-like, mitochondrial
Exons: 1
Coding region: 158-1159 (333 amino acids)
Biological process (GO): translational termination
Molecular function (GO): translation release factor activity
Source: RefSeq, a predicted model, not a curated record